Messenger RNA from Petromyzon marinus (sea lamprey), 9902 nucleotides. RefSeq names its product solute carrier family 23 member 1-like. Gene Ontology annotation, molecular function: transmembrane transporter activity. Gene Ontology annotation, biological process: transmembrane transport. Lineage: Eukaryota; Metazoa; Chordata; Hyperoartia; Petromyzontiformes; Petromyzontidae. Gene Ontology annotation, cellular component: membrane. The record is from RefSeq and is a predicted model, not a curated record.
UGGUCAGUGGGCGGGGUCUGGUGUAGCCGUAACGGUUUGACGCGGCGGAGCCCGCGAGCUUGACUUCUUCGCGUUGUGGCCGCGCGUGCGCCGCCUCAGCGUGGCGGUGAUCGCCCAGCCCCGAACCCAACCCCGCCGCCGCAUCCACGGCCUGCAGCGGUUGUCUCGCUUCUCCACCAAUAGCAGCCGAUAUCUAUAGCUACAUAUUUUAAUUUGCGUUAUUAAACGCGCUCUCUUUAUGUAACGCCCCUGAACUGGCCGGCCGCCUCUCUCUCGGCGAGAGAGGAGUAGGAGUAGGCGGCGAGGAGGAGUCGAGCGUGUGGAGCGAGGGUUGCGUGCACCGUGUUAUGGGCAUCGGGAAGAACACGCAGGCGGCGGCGGUCGGAGAGAAGGGCUGCGAGGUGGGAGGAAACGGCCAGGUGACAACCACCCCGCACGGAGGAGGCCAGACACCCGCCGGGCAAAAGAACGGCGCUGCUCUCUCGGCAGACAACGGCAGCGGUGACUGCCUACCCAUGGUGCCCCUGGCCCAGGAGAACGGAGAUGCCAAGGUGCUCACGAAUGGGUCUGUGCCAGGCACAGAGGAGGAGGAAGUGUCCGUGUUGGUGGGAACGCUCAAUAAACAAAAUGGAGAAGCCAGGCGCUCGCUGUUGGGACUGGAGCCGCACGCACCAGAGUCGGCCACCCCGCAGCGCCGUCCCUACGACAUGAUUUACACGAUUGAGGACGUGCCGCCGUGGUACCUGUGCAUCCUCCUCGGCUUCCAGCACUACCUGACCUGCUUCAGCGGCACCAUCGCGGUGCCGUUCUUGCUGGCCGACGCGCUGUGCGUGGGCUUCGACCAGUACGCCAUUAGCCAGCUCAUCGGCACCAUCUUCUUCUGCGUGGGCAUCACCACCACGCUGCAGACCGUCUUCGGAUGCCGGCUGCCGCUGUUCCAGGCGAGCGCCUUCGCCUUCUUGGCGCCGGCGCAGGCGAUUCUCUCGCUGGACAAGUGGAAGUGUCCGGACACAGACGCCAUGUUUGCGAACAGCACCACGCAGCCGCUGGACACGUCCGAGAUUUGGCAUCCGCGCAUGCGCGAGAUCCAGGGCGCCAUCAUCGUGUCGUGCCUGGUGGAGGUGGUGAUCGGGCUGCUGGGGGUCCCGGGCGUGCUGCUCGCCUACAUCGGCCCGCUGACUGUGGCUCCCACCGUGUCGCUCAUCGGCCUCUCCGUAUUCCCGGCAGCCGGCGAGCGUGCCGGCAAGCACUGGGGCAUCGCCAUGCUGACCAUCGUGCUGGUGAUCCUCUUCUCCCAGUACUUCCGUAACGUGCACUUGCCGCUGCUGGGCUACAAGCGUGGCAAGGGUUGGACCGUCUACAGGGUGCAGGUCUUCAAGAUGUUCCCGAUCAUCAUCGCGAUCGUGAUCGCAUGGCUCCUGUGCUAUGUGCUCACGGAGACCAACGUGUUCCCCAGCGAGCUGGCGACAUACGGAUACCACGCACGCACGGACGCACGCGGGGAGGUCAUCUCCAUCGCACCCUGGUUCCGCAUACCCUAUCCCUGCCAGUGGGGGAUGCCCACGGUGACGGCGGCCGGCGUGAUCGGCAUGAUGAGUGCCAUGCUCGCCAGCAUCGUCGAGUCGAUCGGGGACUACUACGCCUGCGCCCGCCUCGCCGGGGCACCGCCACCGCCCAUCCACGCCAUCAACCGGGGAAUCUUCAUGGAGGGUCUGGCCUGCAUCAUCACCGGACUGUUCGGCACGGGGAACGGCUCCACCUCGUCCAGCCCGAACAUCGGCGUUCUGGGCAUCACCAAGGUUGGGAGCCGCCGUGUGGUGCAGUACGGCGGCGCCAUCAUGCUGGUGCUGGGCCUUGUCGGCAAGUUCAGUGCCCUCUUCGCUUCGCUGCCGGACCCCAUCCUCGGGGCCCUCUUCUGCACUUUGUUCGGGAUGAUCACGGCUGUGGGCCUCUCCAACCUGCAGUACGUGGACCUCAACUCGUCGCGCAACCUCUUUGUGCUGGGCUUCUCCACCUUCUUCGGCAUGGCGCUGCCUAGCUUCAUAAAGGCCCACAAGAACAUGGUUCAAACCGGUGUGGCAGAGAUGGACCAGGUGCUAUCAGUUCUACUCACCACCGAGAUGUUUGUGGGAGGCUGCGUGGCCUUCCUGCUUGACAACACCAUACCAGGCACUGUGGAGGAGCGGGGGCUGCUCAAGUGGAAGGCCACGGGCCCCGACACGACGCUGCCGUCCUCUGUGCACUCCGUGGCGAAGGUUUACGACUUCCCCGUGGGCAUGGCCGCGGUUCGGCGCACGCGCUGGCUGCGUUAUAUCCCCAUCUGCCCGACGUUCACUGGCUACGGCCGUGGGUCUCCACGCACGCCACCACCACCGCCACCCGGGCCCCACGAUGACCGGCGUGGCUCCGUCGACGUAUAGCCGGCACUGCGUGGCUGUCACCGCGGUUUUACUCGGUUUCCGUACGGCGACAUCGCCAAUGACGCCCCUUUGUUUUUUAAAACCUGGGUGCGUCGUCGCGAUCGGCUGUCCCGGUCACGCGAGCGGGCGGGGAGUGACGACGCAAGGGGCAGAUGCGCUGCGGUUGUUGUUGUUGUUGUUGCUGCCGCCGGGUGUGGUGGCAAAAGGAGUGAGUGCGCGAUUUAAUCGGUUUUCUUUACCACUUGGUGGCAUGGGAUCCCUCGUGUGGCGGGCCUGCUACCGGCUAGCGUCGCGUCUGCUCCCUUUGUUGUCGUCUUUAGCGUGUGGCCAUUUUAAAAGUGCAUUCCGCAAUCGCGUAGACAAUUCGUCAGCGACUUUGCCGCCUUGUCGGGCUAACAGUGGGCCCAUCUACCCCGCCCUUGAUGGGCAUUCUGUUGUACCACCGUUGUGUCGCUCGAGCAAGUGCAGGUACACGUAUGGGUUUGUGAUCGGCCACCAUACCGAAAUGGUGCAGAAUGCACAGGUGCGUUACAGGCAAAAGUAUGAGAUGUUACAUUCCUAUCGGUGAAAUCAUGCCAAACUUAAUCAUAGUGGAUAACAAAUGUUGAGUAUUUUUGGUUGAGCGCUGUACACGACUUGCAUGUCAUCCCAAACAUUUGCAAGGGCACCCCUAUCGGCAGCUGUCCUUGCGUGGCACAAGGUGACUCGGUACCUGGCCUGCAGACGGCACGUAUUUUAUAAUGCACACCGCAGUAUUAACCAGGGUGGCCUGCCGGAUUCGUACCAUGAACCCCUGGCAACAUGCAGCGAAACAACCCGCCCCUACGAAAGUAGUGAUGGAAAGUGAUGCUUUUGCACGAAAAUUAAUUAAGUUAAAAUCCAAGUUGUAAAUAAAACUGUUCCUAAUGAUGAUAUUUGAAAAACACACUUGACCGGCGGCUGUUAAGGCGUUGCGAAUGAUCGGUGGUGUUGGCACCACGAGUUCAGUUCCCAAGCUCCACUUGGAAGUCACAGUGCCCACGUAUACAUAAGACAGACACUUGACACCUAAACACAAACACUUUACAUGUGUGUUGCAAUACAGUUUACUUAAAAUGGAUGGACAUUUUCUCUUUAGGAAAAUAUACUUGGUGUUUUUUUUGCAGUUGUAAAAUAAGCUGCUGCGUUUGUAAUGAAUGAUGAUACAGUGACACCCGUACUCCGACUCGUGGCUGGAGCACCACAUUAUCAAUUGAGCCGACAGCACUUUGAUCAUCUCUCUCGGAGGGCAUUUCUCUCUAAACUACUUGCCGUUCUCUCUCCCGUUAAGGUCACAUGCACCGGCUGCAUUCCACGAGCGGCCUGACAGUCCCAAUUAACCCUGCUCCGCUCGCGAGAUACGAAGCGUUUACGCUACCAUUAUGUAAGCGCAGCGGGAUGUAACCUCGGCCGCAGCGAUGGUAUUAAGCAUUCACGCAACAGGGCGAAUUAGGUGUCUGCACGUGUCUUCAAUGAAAACGCGACCCAGAAGCAGCUACUAUCUUGUAACUGCACACACACAGGCCGUAUGUCCCACACUCUCCCACACGAGUUUGAAGAUUUGAAUAAGAAUAAAAAGUCCCCUGUGAGUCUAAGGCAUUCUACUGUGACGUGGCAUCGGCAGACCGUGCCUGACGGUCACUUACAGGGCUUCUCACCCCCCCCCCCCCCCCCCCCCCCCCCCCAUACUCAUGGUAACAAGCAACAGAUUCGUGUUGGACGGAGACGCGCGGCCUGGGUCUGUGGAUUGCUUCUUGAAGCACACAAGUAAUCAUGCCGACCACUUGACAUAGGCACAUUCUUAAGUCACAACUCUGGCUCCAAACGAGCCAGCUCAAGGCCAUGCUUAACUCGAGCUCGCUCUGAGCACGAACCCCAGCCAAGCUGAGGAUUUCCACGAGCCGAGCCGAAGCCAAGCCAUGGCUGAACCGUUCACGUCCUUGAAAGCAACUGAGCGGCUCAAGCCCAGGCCAAGCCAUGAUCGAGGCCGAGCCAGAGCAGAGCCACGACAAAGCAUACGAAUCGUAGGCCUUGGUUACACGCCCUGCGAACGCGACCGCGCGGAUCCUUGAUUUUUCUAAAUAAUGUUUGAACUUGCUAUGACGUGAGCCCGUUGAAGGUCUGGAGUUUGGGCUUGCGUCGGUGUUAAUCCCUGAAGUUCCGUGUGUCCCCAUGGUCUUAAACUGCAUGAGCACCGAACUACUGCGCAGAAACGAGCAACGGAAUGGCGAGGUUUACAUAUUUAAUCAUUAUUUAUUUUUUUGGUGGGGAUAGGCAGGCAUCACGCAACAUGUUUACAACAGCUCAUUAUAGAAGCGGAGUCUAAUUGCAUCUGGAUCCGUCCGAGGGAGGCAAUCUGGAAUAUAUAUUAAUUUUCUACAUUUGGUAUUCGCGCCAUUCUUAUAGCGCAGAGCUAACCCAAAGGUGCUGUGUUUCACGGACGGAUAUAGCCUGCCGAUAGAAAGUGAUGUUGAUAUGUAUAAUCACAAUUGCGUAACUUGCGGCCCAUUUUUCUAAUCUGGCAAAUUUGGACCAUGACACACAAUGCCAUACCCGAUUCGAAUGACGUCACAUGACUUUUUAACACCGCCGCCGUGAAGCAGACGGCACGCAGUCGCAUUUAACUGUAAAUGCUCCCGAAGUAAUGGCCAAGGCAAGCCUGCUGCAUUCAAACCCGUGAACCCUCUGCAACCAAACGCCCGGCACACCCCGCACACACCGUACCAUUCGCUGUCACUCCGGAAAACCGGUCGGCAGGAAAUGACAGCCCGAGUGGAAUGUUGCAAUGAAUCGCUGCGUUUCGUUACAGAAAGUGCGAGUUCCAUUGUCGUUGUGUUAAUAUGAGCGAGUUCCAAUGUAAUGUUCUGAAAGUCGGCGAUGCUUGCACAAAUAAUUUAGUUUUUUUUUUUAAGCGGGAUCAGCUUAAAUAUUUAAUUUAAAAACGCGUUUUUAAAAGGCAUUUUAUAUGCAAAAUUGUGCACGUAUCAAUAUUUUUUAAAGAUUGCUGCCCAUUGUGGAACAAUGGUUAAUGAAGUUGGAAGUUGAUAAUUACCGUUUAUUGUGUGUGUGUGUGCCACUGUGUGUGCUUCAAGCUAUUUCAUUCCAAACUACAAUCGCCAUAGCGUGAUAUAAAUUAAAGUAAUGGAGCGCAUUUGGUAUUCAUGCCAUUCUAGUGGAAGGCCGUCACAAAGGAAGGUGCUGCCGUUUCAUUUUGCGGUCGUGUCGUAGUGGGGUCGAUAUUUGCAUGUGUUUGAUUCCAAUUGUGUAAAUUGCGGGUUUGUAUUUAUAUUUUUGGCCAAUUUGGACCUAAACACCAGCACACGGUGGCUUAAUCCUAGCAAAUGAUGUCAAGAGAUACAACACCGACUUGAGAAAACAGUGCAUAUUUUACAGUCAAUACGCCGGCAGUAUUAACCAAGGCGGCCUGCUGGAUUUGAACCGCAAAGUUCUACAUUUUGCUGUGAAGAGGCUGUUUUGAAAUCUUAAUUGGUGGAUGUUGAUAAUUCCACAGUUUGUAUUUAUGCAACUGCUAUCCUUGAUGGUGCGAAUGAAUAUUCAUCAAUUGGGUUCAAUUGCAGCUGCGUCUCACGUACAUGUCAUCAGUUAAAUCGUUUAAACGUGCUGGGGAAAGGUGCAGCCCUGCAGUUGCUUGCUUACGCUAGUGCUGGCAGAAGGGCCUCUACUCAAGCCAACUCUACGCGGUGUUUUGUCUACAUUCCCACCACGUCACCCGCUGAUCAGACUGUGCUGUAGCCAUUUAUGCUGCUGGGUGGGCAGGAGCCGGGAGACUUUGUAAACUUGUUCCCCCAUUGUUUUAACCGCCGUGCCAGAAGAUGAAAUCGAAUCGGCUCCCAGUGUUGGGAAUGGUCACAAAUUGUCGAACUUGAUGAAUCCCACCAAUUUACAGCAAACGAUGAUGCUGACGAAACAUGAAUUAGCAUUCGAGUAAAAAUGUCACUGGAAGAAGGGGGGGGGGGUGCGCUUUUAAUUACCUAAUUACGGGUGGAACCAUAGUGAUUAACAUUAACUGUGUAUCUUUUGGUGAAUUCAUCAAAUGGAGUAAAAACCAAUGGGGGCGGAGGGGGGGCAGGGGUCUAGGUUGUUUGUAAUGUGUUCUUGUCUCCCCUGCAGCUAGGACAGGCACUACCAGUCACCACAGUGCUUGAAUAAGAUUCGAUUCUUGAAUUAGAACCCUCAAAUCGCAACAAUAUGUAUGAACUGCUUUCACGUCGUACGCAGCAAACCGUGCUAGUCAGGUGUAGGAGGACUGCAAACUCGACAAGUAAAAACAAAUAGUAUCGAUGCAGGGUUGAAUCUUUUCACGUCUACGGCUGAUGCGAGAUGCUACACGUUGAUUGAAGACUGAUCUGCACGAGCACGAAGAUUGACAUCGCCACGCAAUGUUUCAGUGAUUUCUGACAUCACCAUGAAUCUGUAAGACCGAGGCUUAACAUUGGCAAUCCUCGGUCCUCUACAUCGAAAUGUUUCAGUAAUGUCAGUGAUCCAACAAAAUCGUGCCUUGAAUGAUGAACUCUUGAUUUGGUUUCGGUGUUUCUCGUCACUUGUAUAAGGAGAUGAGUGUUGCCCAAGCCGGCAUUCUGUAAAUUUGGUUGCCUGGUCACGAAAGCUGAAACCAUCUCCGGCUCUGCAUCGUAUUCGUUGCUCUCUUGCCUCCUUUGGUAAAUUGUCUUGCCCGUUUUAAACCUAGCGUGCGACACGCGACGCUCGCAUGCGGUCAGCUAACCCAUCGGCCCCUAGAGUCGUCCCACUUAUAGACACCCUGGUGAUUAUUAUCACUCCAAUUAGGGAUCGUGGCCACAUGUCCCAGGGCAUGAUGUGGUGGGGGGCGGCGGCUCAAUUCGCACGCGGAGCUACCCACACAAGACCCUAGUCGCAAAUCCUGCACUCACGGGAAUUGGCGAUCCCAUCCUAUUCUUUGGGGCUUUCGUUAAAGUCACGUAGAUGGGUUCAAAGAAAAUAACCAAAAGCUACGACGCUUUGAUGGCAACACAAGCGUUCGUCAUCAUUAUUUUUUGUUAUUUCCUUUGAACCUAUCGACGUGACUUUACCGAAAGACCCAAAAGAACAUGAAUUCCUGCAGUCACGAAAGCUUAUCUCUCACCUACCCAAAAUUUUACUGCAAAUUAUCAUUGUUAGCAAAGGCCGAGGGUUGUCAUUCCAGAGAUGAGUCAAGUGACAGCUAGGAUUUGCACCUAUCUGUUAUGUAUUUGUGUUCGUCCGCUAUGGCCUUGCAUGGCAAACGGCCAGAGCGUAGUAGGAGAGACAUUAAAGUGACACCGUGUGUCAGUCUGUGUAAAAGCAAGUGCAGUAGACUUUCGAUAAUUAUCGAUGCGCGGUUUCUCCGAUUUGCGGUUAACUGCGCACCUGAGAUUGACAUAAAUUAAUAACUCGUGGGGUUUUCGCUAAAGCCCAACUAAUCUAAAAAAGUUUUAGUUAUUCUGGGAAAUGUUUUUUACAACGUCACGUUCUUAAACCGAACAAAUGUGCUCAAGUAAAUCCGAAAUCCACGUGAUCGCCUCUACAGUACAGGAGUUGCAUAUAUUUACAAGUGGGGCGGAGUUUGAUUGACUUUGAUUGGCGUGGCUCUGUUAUCCACUUAGUGGGCUGAGUCUUCUGCGCGGGAGCAGGGAAGUCUUAUUACCGAGCGAGCGCAUAGAUCGAUUUAAUAAAACAGGAUCAAUACAUUAUUUCCUACAAACGUUUGUUUUGUUCAUUAAUAAACUCCACCUUAAUUGAAACAUAAUUGAUACCUGUAUUAAUGGAUUUAGCCAUAGAGAUCCGCAGAAAAACUGAUAUUUUUCGAUUAUCCGUGGCCAUUCUGCCCGGAUAAUCAAGAGUACUGUAUGUGGCUUUUCGUGCAUGAGCCCAGAGCAAGCAUUGAUUUCACCAGAGAUGCCAUGACAUUGUAAAAACGGUUUUCGCAAGCAGAACUGAAAUCUAGCUCUGCAGGUUUUCAAUGAAUCAUCGCCAAGCUUCCCAUACAGCUGGCACCGACAAGUAGUGGUGGACCCCCAAAAAUGCGUAUCUUAUUUAUAUUUCAUAAGAGUAAAUGCAUUGAAUUUGUAUUAUUAUUAAUGCAGGGCCCUCUUGAAAAGGUUUGAUAUUUUGGGCCACCGCUCCUCCUUAUUGGGACGUUCCUCUAGCAGGCACUGCCAAUGAGGUGUCUGGUCCUGAUCCGGCACCCGUGGACUGUGGAGUGGUGAAUGUCUGUUGUGCAUACAGCUCGCAGCGAAUGUUUAGUCUGGGGACUGGUUCUGGGGGUUCCCAAUUAUCGUCCGCGCUCGUCAAUUCCCGAUCGGAAACGUCGGAACGCUGAGAGAACAGAACUGAAAGGUGUUUCACUCAGCUCGAGACCAGGACGAAUGUUUUCAGGUUCUCGGCGUGAGCACGUGUUGGGCAGCGGAGGAAGGUUUCGCUAACAUCCUUCGUUGUACUGUACUGCUAUGCUUUCUCGCAUCUUUGCUCCCUCGAAAAACCCUCGUGGCUUGCACAAAAAAUUUUUGGAGGCCCUCAAUCAGCAGUGAAUUCAUAAAAAGGGCUGUAUAUGUACAAGUGCAGUAUAUAUUUUGUUGACGUUUAUUUAUAAUUCAUAAUAGAUUUUUGGGGUUACAACAUGCAAUGAUCCGGCAAAAUGUUUGUAGUGAAACCCUUCCACACCCGACAUAUGGGUUGUGAAAACUACAUUUUCAAGUUCAUUUAGAAUAAAGGAUGCACUGUGUGUUCAGAAGAGUGGAGCUGCAUCCUACUGUAGUAAUUGGAAACCCAGCGAGUCACACAGACAGCAGGGCGGUUUUAAAUGUACAGUAGUUACCAGUCCUGAAAUUGUUCUGUACCACAAACGUGACUUUACAAAACACUUAUUUCAUGCCCUAAUAUUGUUUUGUUACAAUACAGCCUUUGCGUCCAGUGAAGAUGUGUUACUAUCUUGAUCAUCAUCGUUUCCGCUUACUUGUUUUCAAUUGCGAACUUGUGUUUUCAAAAUUCCAGUCGGCAGUGACGGCAUCGAAUCAUCCCGUGCGUAAAGCUGCGCGCGCAGUUUGUGUGUUGGCGGAGGGGUGGAUUGACGACCCGAGUGUUUUAAAAGGCAACGCAACCUCAGCCUCCCGACCCACUUGACAACAAGUCCAGCGGGCCCGUGCCAUCGAUGAGCAGAGUUGGCACCACCCUCCUACUUCGCUCUGUGGAAUCCGAUGUCGGUGGAAGUGUGUCUUGCAGAUUCACACACAGACUGUGUCCGGGUCUGUCCCAGACACCGAUUUACAGCUUCGCUAAAUUAUGAAAGGAACACGGUCAUACGCGCCCUUCAGAUCGAUCUACCUCUAUAAUGUAAUAAUAAGCGAACAAAGAAACUUUUAAAUAAAUGGGGGACUAAUCCUUGUUAAGAAUGUAAAUUCGUUUUUUUUUUAAAGUUGGUCAAAUUUCAACAAAUAGUGACUUGAAAAA